Siniperca chuatsi (mandarin fish) is the source of this 5712-nucleotide messenger RNA. RefSeq lists its product as uncharacterized. Gene Ontology annotation, cellular component: Golgi apparatus; cytosol. The record is from RefSeq and is a predicted model, not a curated record. The transcript is spliced from 10 exons. NCBI's taxonomy places the organism in Eukaryota, Metazoa, Chordata, Actinopteri, Centrarchiformes, Sinipercidae. Gene Ontology annotation, biological process: microtubule anchoring at microtubule organizing center; protein localization to organelle; regulation of microtubule cytoskeleton organization. Bases 277 to 2985 code for a protein of 902 amino acids. Gene Ontology annotation, molecular function: cytoskeletal adaptor activity; dynactin binding; dynein complex binding.
UUUCACGUUUUCGGCGCGCUUUUGACACCAGACCUCACUGUGAAACAAGAGAACCGGGUGGGAGGAAGGGAAGCGGCUGUUCAGUAACCUGGGCUGGUACCCCUGGCUACUAUCGCGAUUAGCAACCGUUGCCUCUGACAGUUCCCGAAGGAAGUACACAGUUAAUGUUUGCUUGCAACUGGCGAGCCCCAUCUUUGAAAUAAAACCAGAGGUGUGGAGUAAUGAGAGCGGAGGAGUGAAGGAGGUAGGCGUCCCAGUAGAACAUUGGCAGCAAGGAUGCUGGAGGCGGAUGCAGACCCAGCAGGUCAAGCAGUGGAGGGAGAAGGGGAGGCAGAUAUGGGGAGCCUAGACUUGAAGGCUGAGGUGGUACGGCUGACUCUGGAGCUGCAGGAGGCCACAGAGGAGAAGCUACAGGCAGCCCGCUAUGGCCUGGUGGUGCUGGAUGAAAGUGCUGCUCUCAAGAUGAAACACAGGCAGCUGGAAGAGGAGCAUGAAGCCCUCAAAGGGGAGCUACAGCAGCUCAAAGAGGCAUUUGCAGAUUCUGUGAGUAGCCAGAAGCGUGCAGCUGCUGAUGGAGAGUGCAGGGAGGAGAACUUGCUGCAGGAGACUGCCACUAAGGAGGCUGCCAUGGCAACCCGCAUAGAGGAAGUCCAGGCAGAGCUCAAGCAAGCACGCCUUGCUCUGGGAAAUGCCCACGCAGAGAUCGAUAGACUAGGGGUGUUCUCCACCCAGCUAAAGAAGGAGUGUGAGUGUCUGGAGGCAGAAAAGGGCCAUCUGAGGGACGAGAUGAAGGAAUAUAAAGUACGUGAGCUGCGCCAGUUGCAGGACAAUAGCGAGCUAGAAGAUGAGAACAUAUCUCUGCAAAAACAGGUGUCUGUGCUCAAGGAAAACCAGGUUGAGUUUGAAUCGAUAAAGCUGGAACUGACCCAGAAGAACGAGGAGCAGGAGGAGCAGCGAGCUCAGCUGGAGGAGGCAGUGAGGCUGAGGGAGAUAGCAGAGAGGCAGCUGGAUGAGGCCCUGGAAGCCCUGAAGGAGGAGAGGGAGCAGAAGAACAGUCUGCGGCGAGAACUCUCUGCCCUGACCCUUAACCCCUUUGAUUCUGUGGGGAACCUGGAGCUCCACUUGGAGCAGUUGGAUGACAGCCAGGAGGAGGGUCAGGGGGUAGAGGGAGAAGGUGAGGGAGAGGACCAGGACAGUGGCUUUAAUAAUGGUCCUGGGUCUGCUCCCAGUUCUGCUCACCCUCCUCACUUGGGGGGCUCCAAAAGUAAUGGCCUCAUCCAACGCUACUCCACUCCACGCAACAGUGAUGUAUUCCUGCGUGCUCCAGCCUCUGGUCUGGUGUCGGACCUGCUGAGUGAGCUACACUUUUCAGACAGUCAGAAACUAAAACAACAACUCCUACAGGCAGAACGAGAGAAGUCCAGUCUGGUUAGCAAGGUGGAGGAACUGCAGAUGCAGUUGGUAAUGUCCAAACAGGCACUCAGUCAGCAAGAGGACAAGGUUGGAUCUCUUACCCAACAGCUGGAAGCUGUGCAAAGCAGCCAGCAGUACAACCAGGAGGCAGACGACAGGGGAGAUGUUAAGACAGAGAAUGGAGACGGAGACAAUGCAGUCUUUGACUAUGAGGUAGACACCAAGAGCAAGGAGGUGCUGGAGGCGCGUAUGCGUUCAGCCAGUGAAGAGCUUCUGAAGCUGCGAGAUGAACUGUCUCAGGCAGGAGCUCGUUAUAACACCCUGGAGCAGCGAUACAAGCAGGAGAAGGAUCGUUGGAGGGCAGAGGCCCAGGAGCUGGCUGACAAGAUCCGUCAAUGCAUCAAGUCCAGCAAGCAGGACCAGGAGCGCAUCAGUGAGCUGGAGAAUGAGAUUGGAGCCACACGGAAAGUGGCAAUUGAUUCAGAAGGGCACUUGAGCGUUGCCCAGGAAGAGCUACUGGCCUUCUCUGAGGAGCUGUCCAACCUCUAUCACCACAUCUGCGUCUGCAACAACCUGACACCCAAACGAGUCACCCUGGACUAUUACCGUGAUGGUGCCAGGGCAAGUGGUGGAGGAGGUAGUGCACGAAGAUCACACUACGUCUACCCCCAGCACAACUCCCAGAAGAAGCCACGAGCCAAUGACAUGUUCAUCUCCAAAGCUGCAGCAUUGCAGUUUAUGGGGGAGGUGGACAGUGCAGGAGUCAGCGGAGACUCUCCCAACUGCCCUGGAUCCCCCACCCUGGAUUUCAGGGACCCUUCCAACGUCCGCAACUUGGUAGCAGUCAUCCGUUGCCAGAUCAAACACCUCCGGGUGGCAGUGGACCUAUGUCGUCAGAGGGGCGCGAUGCCUUACUCAGGAUUGAGCAGCAGCGGAGAGUCAGAGCGGGAUGCUGAAAGCCUCUUGGAAGAAGUACUAAAACUCAAGUCCCUUCUCAGCACCAAGAGAGAACAGAUUGCUACCCUCAGGACUGUCCUCAAGGCUAACAAACAGACUGCAGAGUUAGCGCUGUCCAAUUUGAAAACCAAGUAUGAGACAGAGAAGAGCAUGGUGUCAGAGACCAUGAUGAAACUGCGGAAUGAACUCAAAGCCUUGAAGGAGGACGCCGCCACCUUCUCUUCACUCCGAGUCAUGUUUGCCAGUCGGUGUGACCAGUAUGUCACCCAGUUGGAUGAGAUGCAGAGGCAGCUGGCAGCAGCCGAGGAUGAGAAGAAGACACUGAAUUCUCUGCUGCGUAUGGCCAUACAGCAGAAACUGGCUCUUACUCAACGUUUGGAGGACCUGGAGGCCCCUCUGUCUCCCCACAGCUUGAACAGCAGCCCCCGCCGCUCCCGGGCCAAAGAGCUGGCCACCAAGUCAGGCCGGGCUCCACGGAGCCCCCGAAGCAGUCCUGCACGCCCCCCACUGAGAAGCAGUCCACGGGCUAGCCCAGUUCUCGGCAGCAGUGUUCCUGCCAUGGCCACGCACCACCUGCGAAGUCUAACCCGAAGCCUCCACACGAGCCCUCGCUGACACACUCCUUCCAUUAUUCCAAACCCCCUCUUCUUCAUAAGGACCUGUCUUCAUGUUGACUCCCAGGCUCCCUUCUCCUUUCCUGACUCAAGACAUCCUGUCCAUCCCAGAUAUGACGUGACAUUCCACACUCUACCCUCCAGAGCCAUGGAUUUAAAAAAGUAAAUUUAAAAAAAAAAAUGUAAAAAAGAAAACCUCUCAUCCCACCCUCUUGGUUUUUUUUCUUCUUGGGACGGAGAAACCUGCAUGCAGCCUGGAAAAGGCUGAAGAGACAUGAUGCUCAUUCCUCUGUGAAGUCAUUGAUUGUGUCUUGUCCCAAGUGGAUCCAACUUCCAUCUGGUCUUGUUCAAGGCUGUGUGUUGUGGUGAACCAUUGACAGUAUUUAUUCCAGAACAAGAGAUUUUUCAUGUAAAGUAUUUACUGUCCUCAAAUUUUGAAUCAAGGCUGUGAUUUGUUUUAAGGCUGUAUGUCUUUACACUCUUGCCUUUUGUCUGGCAUCCUGGUCAGGCCUGUCUGGCGUCUUUUAGUGUCGGUAAGCCAUUAGAUCAUCUGUGAUAGCUCUCCCAGGUAGUUGUUUUUAUUGAACAAUACAGCCUUACUAACAGAAUUGCUAUCCUACAAGUAGAGAGCUUGCUAUUAUCGUGAGGUCCCUCUCUUUUACUGGUGGUACAGUUCCCUGCCCUUUUUAAUCCUGCGAUAUGUCUGGCUCUUUGGCUUUUGCCUAUCAGCCACACCCUUUAACUAGAGGUCAGUUAACAUGCCAUGUCAUUGAUGGAAAUAAAUCAGCCAUAAGUUCACCACCUCAGGUCAAACACAGAGUAAUCAGAAACAUUAUUUGGGAGAUCUUUAAUGUGCAUCUUACUUUGCAAACUAUGCAGACUAAGUCAGGACAGUGCCUGUAAAUUUCCUGCUGUUCUUUAGGAUCAGGGUGUGUUUUGAAAUGUACCUUCACUUUCAGUUAACAGUAGCUGGCUGCAGCUGUUUUGCAACAGCCAUUUAAUAUCUCUCACAAUAGGCAGCUUUUGGAAGUAAUCUGGGGGUGCUAAGUGGCAUAAGUGCAAGCAACCCAUUGGCUAAGUAUGUACUUUCCUGCUUGUUGGGCUGUGGGUUUUAAAAGUCACUGUCUCGCAUCACUCAAGAAUUGAAGUGGCUUGGUUUACCUAAUAGUAACAUGUUGGUCCACGCUCGUUUCUCUUGAUUACAUAGUCAUAACAGUUCCCAUUCAGCUUCUGCUUUUUCUCACUCCUUUGAACAGCUAAGUAACAAUAUUCAUGUUUUGUAUUUAAUCAUUUAAUGUCACCAUGCUUUUGUGUGCUACCAAAGUACGCAUGUUGUAAUAAACUAGUAUUACCCACAGCAGGCUAGUUUUCUUCUCCUGUGGCUAUAGCACUCAUUGUUUUCAGUUAGGAAUGCUAAUAGUGCUAGCAGGCUGCUGGUAGAGUUGCUGCUUGUAGACAAACAAAAUAAAAAAUGUUGUCCCAUAAUUUUAAAAGCAUUACACAGUGCUUUACAUCUAGUAGCACAUUAUGACUUAAAACAAAGAAUAAAUUAAUUUUAGAAAACAAAAUAUUUCGAAGCGAGACGUAACUCCAACAUGACAUUGCUUUGCUAGUUGGAGCUCCAUAAGCAGGGAGCCUGGAUUUAAAAAAAAAAAAAGACAAAGAAGAAAAAAAAACAUGUACAUGUAUCUGUUGCUUAUAGAGUAGUUUGAUGCCAGGGCUGUGAUUUGAGCACAGCAGCACGUUAUCAUUGGCACUGUAACACCUGUCUCAUUGAAUGCAGUUUAAAUUCAAAUUGAAUUGAACAGAUGAGACCAAUCAUGAAUUUUGAGGCCAGAUUUGGAAACGGCUCUUUGAAAAAUGAGAACCGAAUGCAAGGAAAUGUUGACAUCUUUUUUUCUUUUUUUUUUUUAUAAAAAGCUCAACUGUCCUGUGGUUUAGUAGAAGAAGCCUACAUCCUGCUGAUGGUUUUAUUUUUUUAGUGCCUUGGUUUUGAUCUUGUCUGUUGUUUUUAGACUACACCACAUUUUCUAAGUAGAGGCUACUAUUCAACACUGUAGUUGUGAUGUUUUUUGAAGGUAUGUUUUACUUUUGAGAAAACCUAUUAAGCAGUGUUAGCACUGAACUAAGUGAUACCUCAUUAUGGUAAAUUAUUUUCACUUUUUAGGUAGCAUGCCUUGUAUGAACUCAUCAGUAUGAACUAAUGAAUAGUUUGACAUUAGCUUCCCCUGAAAUUAAUGGUCACCAUCUGCUGUAUAUUUAUUUUAGAGAAGUGUUACUGUGAGAAAUGUUACUGUAUUAAGAUUAUGAACACAGAAAAUGAAUAACAUAAUACAUUAAAAACAUUAUAGAUUGAAUGUUACGAUGAGGUUUUGAAAGUGGUAAUACGAGUUUUUGGACUGGACUGUUAUUGGUUGACUAUUCAUGAACUCCUGCUAAAAAGUGAAAAUGCUUUAACAUUAUGUCAUAUUGCUUUGAAGGUUGUAAAUGGAUUUCUUAAUCUAUUUAAUUCACUGUGAAGAUGUGUGUUUAAUUUAAUUACCAUUGUUGUAUAAUAUUUUAACUGUAUUUAUGUGGUGUGCAUUCUGUGUAAAUUGUUCUAAGGAUGACUUGCACACACUCCGCAUAACACAUUUGAUGGUCCUCAACUUUUUAUGUGUAUGCAAGUUCCUUUCAUUGACCUGUGAAUCACAUUUGUCAUGAAGAAUAAAAGCAAGCCAACACUGCA